AUGGCAGAGGCUGCUGCAACGCAUUCUGUAAAUGCUCUGCCAUCGCCAAGCAGCGUCAAUGGAAAGGAGCAGCAACCAUGGGAUUUCUCCGUCCCAAUCAGCCAAGACUCCCAGCCGCAAAAUGCACAUUCAUUCUCUAAGCCACGAACCUCGAACGAUUCGACCGCCACAUAUUCUAAGUCAAGUCCGCGUCAUAACCAACCUGCUCUAGUCAACGGAGCCUCACGAUCUGGGAACUCCUCGCGGUCUGGCUCGAGGCAGGGCGACACAGGAUAUCUCCUACCCAACCGAGUAGAUGCGUUGAGCAAGCGGGAACCAACUCUCAGCAGGACGGGCAGUGAAGUAGAUAGUCUUUUGGAUUUGUAUGGUCGAGAAUCAGUCAACAGGAGUGCCGUGAGCGUGAUGGAAUCCGAGGAAAAGAAGACUGACACUGUUGGCUUCAGUAACGAAGAAUUAGACAGUGCUAAUUGGAUUCAUCGGGACAAAUUGGCUAAAAUUGAAAGUGAGGAAUUGCAACAAUUUGGCAUUCAGCUCCACCAGCGACAGGUUCGUGCCGGAAGCAAGUCAAGCAGCAGACGAGGCAGGAGCCACGAUUCCCACAACAAUGUCACAAACGGCACGGUGGAGAUUGGCGAACAAUGGCCUGGAACACGUGAAGAAAAACGACAGCGGAUCACAUCCCCAGUGCCUAUUGAGUAUGAGGAACAAGAACCAGAUGACAGUGGACCGGUCGUCUUCGAAGACCCUCGCUUACCCGAGGAAAUCGCUGCAGAUCCUUCAGCGAUCCUCUAUCAACCGCAGCUGGUGACGCUCCUGAACCAGAAAUCCAGCCGCAAUCGCUGCAACAAACGGAGCGGCAACCAAGACUCAGGCGCAACCACUGACCUCAUCGGACUCGACUCUCCUACGAGCCGACCCACUAGUGGCAGUAUCACUUAUCAACAGCAAGCCUCUCCUACGAAACCGAAGGCAACUGCUAGACACUCAAGCACCGCCCAUAAAUCAUCCAAUCCACCGAAUAAUCGCAAGCCAUCAACAUCAAAACCCAAAGCGACGGCCGGCAGCAGCAACAAUAACAGCUCCAUCAGCUCCUCAAAUCAGCGUCCGUCUACUAGAUCUGGGGAUGAUCGCCCCCGGACCUCAGUUAACCGUCCAGAGGGAGAUCCGCCAUGGUUGGCGACCAUGUAUAAACCCGAUCCACGCCUACCACAAGACCAACAAAUUCUCCCCACCCAUGCGAAAAGACUCCAACAGGAGCAGUGGCAACGAGAGGGCAAAGUUCCAUCUACGUAUGACCGAGAAUUCGCACCCUUGGCUAUUAAUGAAGUUAGCAAACCCACUCUUCCCAAUCUGGAUGUCGAAAAGGCACAAGAAAACAAUACCGCUUCCUCCCUCUGGCCACCAACACCGACGGCGAAAUCUCCGGACAACAACAAUCGCCCAAGUACAGGUGGGACGGACCAUGGUGGUUACAAAACUACACCAACGGUGCAAUCCUCCCUAUCUCCGAAGCCCUCACAGAUCUCGCAGCCGAAACCACAACCUCCACCUGCAGAUGAUCCGCCAGUGGAGGAGAAAGGCUGCGGUUGUUGCGUUGUCAUGUAA
Molecule: messenger RNA, 1605 nt
Organism: Histoplasma mississippiense
Lineage: Eukaryota; Fungi; Ascomycota; Eurotiomycetes; Onygenales; Ajellomycetaceae
Exons: 3
Coding region: 1-1605 (534 amino acids)
Source: RefSeq, a predicted model, not a curated record